AAUUCUCCAGCCAAACAUUCCAUAAGAUAAGUUCCCUUAUGUGACUGAACUUAUACCAGACAUUUUCAGCUUUUCUUCACUUAGUUCCUGUAAUGGCGCACCAUGGUCUCUUUGUCAUUGCAGCUUCUCUUCUCUGCGUUAUAGUUGCAGCUAAUGGAUUUGAGGGAUACUUUUCAUCAUCUUCAAUGGAAGGUCUGACAAUUGAAGCACAGGCCUUGUAUACUGACACCACCAUGGACUUAUUUGCAAUGCAAAGGCUGCUCCAGGAUAAUAACGGUCAUGUAAGUUACGAUACUCUUCGUAGUGAUUUCGCGCCCUGUAUGAAAGGACAGCCCUACAUGAGCAACUGCCAGAAUAAUCCAACCAUAGUAAACCCUUACAAAAUGGAUUGUACCCAAUAUAAUCGUUGUAAACGGUAUACCCAAUAGCAGGAGAGGCUCCUCAUAUGUUCCGAGUACUUGUAAAAUGUGAGUGCCCAAUAUGUAGUCAAAUGGGUUCCAGUUGAUCUUCUCUCUUCAUGUAUUUGAAUUGAGUUGUUAAUUAGCAAGUAUUUCAAUAUGUAGUCAAAUGGGUUUCUGUUA
Messenger RNA from Cryptomeria japonica (Japanese cedar), 581 nucleotides. RefSeq lists its product as uncharacterized. NCBI's taxonomy places the organism in Eukaryota, Viridiplantae, Streptophyta, Pinopsida, Cupressales, Cupressaceae. The coding region runs from base 93 to 428 and encodes 111 amino acids. The transcript has a single exon. The record is from RefSeq and is a predicted model, not a curated record.